AUGUUUUUUAAUAACAAGAACUUACAAAAGCUAAACCUUGGAGGUAAUAAUUUCCUAGUUGUUUCCAAGAAUCUUCUUCUGCACCUAAUAUCCUUAAGAUCUCUGAAUCUCGAAGGCAUUGACAUUGAUAAUUAUAAUGCUACAAUGUUUUCGUUACUGAUAAAUUUAGAAUUUAUCUAUUUUAAGAGAUUUAAGUAUUGUAUGUACGUGCCUAAUGUUCCAAAAUGCUACCCCUCUACAGAUGGGUCUGAUCUUUUAAUGGGUUUUUAUUUGCUGAUAAUAGGUUGUCAAGAUCUAAGAUACAAAGGUAUCUUUAUAACACAUGCCAGAGAAUGGAUGUCAUCUUGGCUAUGCACGACAGCAGGGGUAUUAGCAAUGACAUCAUCUGAGGUUACAGUUUUGUUGCUAUUCCUCAUCAGUGCUGAAAGAUACCUCCUGAUAGCAGCACCUUUGAGGAGGAAAAAAACUUUAAAACCUCGAGUAGCUUUUCUCUCAGUAUCAGCUGUUUGGAUGAUUGGAUUAAUCAUAUCUUCAUUACCAGUUUUGAAUUGGAGAGAUUCCAGUAGAUUUUAUGGAACAAACACAUUCUGUUUUCCUCUUCACAUUGAUGAGCCCUAUCGUAUUGGGUGGCAUUACUCCACAUUUAUUUUUAUUGGCUUAAACUCUUUGGGGAUGCUUGCCAUUGGUUUUCUUUAUUAUGGUGUUUUAUUGAGUAUAAAUAAAACAAGGAGGGAAACAACUUUAAAUGUUCGAGAUACAGAAUUCGUUAUGAGAUUUUUCUUCAUUGUAUUGACUAAUGCUUGCUGCUGGGUGCCUGUAAUAAUCCUUAAAGUUUUAGCAUUUCUCAGAAUUGAAUUAUCAGAAGAACCCAUGACCUUGAAAGUAAGGUUGAGCAGAGCUAUUUCGAUGAUAAGCAGACAACAGGCAAUAUAUGAACCUCCAAGAACGCAAGAGGAAGAGUUAUGA
Nezara viridula (southern green stink bug) is the source of this 966-nucleotide messenger RNA. The record is from the annotation of a GenBank genome assembly. NCBI's taxonomy places the organism in Eukaryota, Metazoa, Arthropoda, Insecta, Hemiptera, Pentatomidae.